CGGUCAUAUGAAGCUAGACGUUGCUAACAGAUGUUGACACAGAUUUUAUACCUAAUGUGUUUAAGAGACUUUUAAAACACAUACAAAUACUUAGUUUAUCCUUGGAGGGUGAUUUAUCCGUUACACCGUGUUUUUGUUGCCUCCCGUUCUUUGUUCGGAGCUUUUUAUACCACGUGGCUGAUCGGUAAACAUAAGUAAAGGCAUUGAAGGGAGAUUAGUGUGUUUAACGGCAGUGUUUUAUCAAGGAGAAGAAAGACUGAAGAACCAGGACGAAGAGGAGAGAGAGAGUUGUGUUGUUUAUUUCAGAGUCACAGCCGGAGAAGGAGCACUGAGAGCAGCAUGGAGGAGAACAAAAAGACCACUGGAGCUCAGAGUCACAGCCGGAGAAGGAGCACUGAGAGCAGCAUGGAGGAGAACAAAAAGACCACUGGAGCUCAGAAACCGAAAGGAAGAGAGCGAUGUCACAGCUGUCAGCAAUGUGAUGAAUCCUUUACAACAUCUGGAAAUUUAAAACGCCACCUGCUUACUCAUACUGGAAAAAAACCGUACAGCUGUGAAGAGUGUUGCAAAACGUUCACAAGAUCAGGUUCUCUCAUAACCCAUCAACGUAUUCACACAGGAGAGAAACCGUACAGCUGUGAAGAGUGUGGGAAAACGUUCACUACAUCAGGUCAACUCAAAACACAUCAGCUUGGUCACACUGGAGAAAAACCAUACAGCUGUGAAAUGUGUGGGCAAACAUUCUCAACAUCUUAUUAUCUUAAAUCACAUCACCGUAGUCACACGGGAGAGAAACCGCACAGCUGUGAAGAGUGUUACAAAACGUUUGCGACAUCAGGUUCUCUCAUAAUCCAUCAACGUAUUCACACAGGAGAGAAACCGUACAGCUGUGAAGAGUGUGGGCAAACGUUCACUACAUCAGGUCCUUUCAUAUCACAUAAACGUAUUCACACUGGAGAAAACCCGUACAGCUGUGAAGAGUGUGGGCUAUCAUUCACUCAAUCAGGUCAUCUCAAAACCCAUCAACGUAUUCACACAGGAGAGAAACCCUACAGCUGUGAAGAGUGUGGGAAAACGUUCACUCAAUCAGGUUCUCUCAAAAUACAUCAACGUAUUCACACUGGAGAAAAACCGUACAGCUGUGAAGAGUGUGGGAAAACGUUCACUCAAUCAGGUGCUCUCAAAACACAUCAACAUGUUCACACUGGAGAGAUACCGUACUGGUGUGAAGAGAUGCUGUUUUCUCCCUAACCCAGUGGUUCUCAAACUUUUUCUGUCAGGACCCCCUUUGGAGAAAAAAAAAAGUCGGGCCCCCCCUCCACAAAUAGUGGGCCAAGUUAACAUUUAUUAAAAUACAUCAAUAUUAACGUGAGCAUUCCCUUAUCACUUUGUUAGAACAGUGAUAAUAAAACAAUUCUCCAGAAGUCUGUGUGCUCAAAAAUAAAUACAUAAUAUAAUUGUGCAAUCCCUUUGCUAGAACAAUAAGUUAUAAUACUUUGCCACUUUGCAAUCUGUACAAAAAAAUGUAAAUAAAGAAAAUGCCGAUAUUUGGCAGAAAUUUGUGUUUUGCACAGGACAUUUCAAAACGGGUUUGUAGGCUCAGUGGUGGCGCCAGAGAUUUUCUUUUGGGGGUGCUGUGGGGUAGCUUGACGUUUCAUAGAGGGUGCUCAAACAUUUAGGGUUUCCCAUUAAUGUACCGGUCGCUACAGUUGAAUUUUGUACUGCAACACUCCCCACGCACAUACCAGUGUAUCCGCGACAGUUGAAAUUAAGCUCAAUAAUCAACUCACGGCAUAUCAGGGCAGGGGUAAAGUGCUAUUUUUAUAAGUGGGAGUUAAAUGCCUCAAUCUGGUGCACUUUGAGAGCAAAAUUAAGAGAGCUAUGGAUACAUCUCUCAACACCCUUAUGAAACAGAACUGUAAGCAGAUUUUCUUUUUCUUUAUGGAUAUUUUACAAAUCACUCCCCUUUUAAACUGUAUUCUUGUUUUACUAUCAUAUAGUAUUUCAUAACUGUUUUUCAUUUAUUCUCUUAUUUUUGUCUACCUAUAAUUGUGUGCCUCGGAAAUAAUUGUUUACAUUAAUUGCGACCAAACCGUUUGAGACCCACUGAGAUAACUAAUCUCAGUGAGUAAUCUAAACACUGAGUCCUUCACCUAACUGAGCUGAAGUUAUCUGAGCCUCUCAGUCGGACAGGCGAGAGUUUUUCCACCUUGUUGUUGAAAAAGUUCCUUAUAUCCGUUAGCGUAGCUAGCACGCGCCAGAUGCUAACAACAACAAUCUCCGGUACCGGUGCACACUCUCGCACGCACAAAAAAUUUCUCGUUCCAACACACACAGAGCCGAGCUUGAAUAAAUCAGAGACCCAGAUGUUCUUGUACUGUACUGUAGAAUAUUAUUUUUUAAUCAAUACAUUUUCAAAUUAUGAAUUUCACACAUAACAUUUUAAAAUACAUACAUUUCUUGGGGGUGCUAUGGCUAUCCUAGGGUGACCUGUAGCACCCCCUAGCGCCCCCCUGACGCCGCCUAUUGACCUUCCAUCCUCAAAAUGUACAUUACACACCUGUGUCCUACAGCGCCCUCAUAGCCUAUGCUCCCCUAUUUGGUUAAUAAAAUGUUGUGACUUAAACUUUGAUUGGGAUGUUUUGAUAGUUCCUGUUGAGUUAGCAGUCUGUUCUGGUCUAAAAAAAAAAGAACCAAUGAUGAAUAUAUCUAGAAAAUAUUCCUGAUGUUUUCAGUUUGAUUCUGUUCUGUUUUGUCUAAAUUAUCAGAAUUUACCAAAAAUAAAAAAUGCAUAUUUUUUGUGUCAUUCAGCACAUUA
Molecule: messenger RNA, 2818 nt
Organism: Gymnodraco acuticeps
Lineage: Eukaryota; Metazoa; Chordata; Actinopteri; Perciformes; Bathydraconidae
Product: zinc finger protein 239-like
Exons: 4
Coding region: 340-1251 (303 amino acids)
Biological process (GO): regulation of transcription by RNA polymerase II
Molecular function (GO): RNA polymerase II cis-regulatory region sequence-specific DNA binding; DNA-binding transcription factor activity, RNA polymerase II-specific
Source: RefSeq, a predicted model, not a curated record